Tachysurus vachellii is the source of this 1250-nucleotide messenger RNA. RefSeq names its product CD209 antigen-like protein C. Lineage: Eukaryota; Metazoa; Chordata; Actinopteri; Siluriformes; Bagridae. The transcript has 5 exons. Gene Ontology annotation, molecular function: signaling receptor activity. The record is from RefSeq and is a predicted model, not a curated record. The coding region runs from base 136 to 846 and encodes 236 amino acids.
ACAGCUGGAUAAUGUAGUGUAGACUAUAAUGCCACUAAUUUCAAAUUGUACUAGGACUUUAGGAGAAUAUUUUACACACGCUUAGUGUAAGACAGGAUUACUGCAGAGAUCAGAACAGACAGGAGUUUAGAUAUUAUGUAUGACGGUUCCAGAGAUGACGUUUCAAUGGAAGCCGAAUAUGCAAAUUUGGAGAAACCCCGUCUCCAGAAGGUAAACGAGCAGGGACGUCAACCCUCAGGAGGCGAUGGGACAUGGAGCAGAUAUUCCAGGUUGUUGGCAGCGUUUGCAGUGUGUGUAGCACUGCUGUGUGUUCUCCUGCUGAGCUUCGCUGUAAUGCAGUCUGUGAAACUCAAUGAUAUGACCGGAGAAAGAGACCGGUUGCAGAUCAGUUAUGACAACGUGAGUGUUGAGAGAGACCAGCUUCAGGGUGAGAGAGAUGAAUUGCAGAAGUGGAGUAAAAUGUGUAAUUAUACCAUCCAGCAGAGUCUAAAGUAUUUCAUCACAAAGAGGACGAGCUGGAACAAUGCUAGAGAGGAAUGCAGAUCGAAAGGAGCUGACCUGGUGAUCAUCAACAGCCGAGAAGAACAGGUAUAUAUCAGUAAAAUGUUUACUGGUGAGGCUUGGAUUGGUCUACAUGACACUGUUCAGGAAGGGAAGUGGAUGUGGGUGGACGGUACAGAAGUGACCACAGAAUUCUGGUGGAAAGGAGAACCUAAUAACUACGAUGGAAAUGAGGACUGCACUGCAACUGGCAGCAAAUUUGCUAAAGCUGAACUUAUAACAUGGGCUGAUUAUCCAUGUGAAACUGUUUUGCAGGCAAUUUGUGAAAAAAGGGCAAAUAUUUAGAGCAGUUUUAUUUCAAGAAAAAUCAGUAUUUUGUUAAUUAAGGUCAACAAAGCCAUGUUUUAAGCCAAAUUCAUCUAGUUUUGUAUAAAGAUAAUCUUGCAGGAGAGUGAUGAGUUUUUUGAAAUAAAUAAUCUGAAAUCAGUAAAAUCAAAUUCUGCAAUCUAAAUGAAAAGAGGAAGAAAAAUGGGGAUAAUAGUCGUACCAGGAAAUGAUUAAACGAGAACUUACAGUGAAAAAAAACAAGUCUCUCUUUCCAUGUUUCAAAUUUUUUGUGUAAGACCUAAAUGUGCCAGAUGUAGUUGGGCUGCACAUUUCUUUGAGACCAGGCAACCCUGUUUUUCCCACACAAAAAAAAAGUCAAAAUCAUUCCACAGACAUUCUGACCAGUCAGAUUCCCUAUGUCA